Molecule: messenger RNA, 2019 nt
Organism: Protobothrops mucrosquamatus (brown spotted pit viper)
Lineage: Eukaryota; Metazoa; Chordata; Lepidosauria; Squamata; Viperidae
Gene: KSR2
Product: kinase suppressor of ras 2
Exons: 13
Coding region: 130-2019 (629 amino acids)
Biological process (GO): protein phosphorylation
Molecular function (GO): ATP binding; protein kinase activity
Source: RefSeq, a predicted model, not a curated record
CUGGUGAAAUACUUCAGCCGCCAGCUCUCCUGCAAAAGGAAGGUGUCUCUGCAGGAGCGAAAUGCCAAGCUGGAGGGCUUCCCACAGCUCUGGCACUGGUUCCGCAUCGUCAACAUCCGCAAGGAGGUCAUGGAGGAAAUCGCCUCUGGGCAACUGAGUCUGGAAGACCUUUUAGAGAUGACAGACGAGCAGGUCUGCAAGACGGUGGAGAAAUUUGGGGCUAACUGGGAAGAAUGCGCCCGACUCAACGCCUCGCUCUCCUGCCUCCGGAACGUGUACAAGUCAGGAGGUAGUCUUUCCAAACAAGACUGGACCAUCCAGUGGCCAGCCACGACCGAGGCCAGCAGCAAAGAAAACAGCAUCAUGUGCCAAUCCGAAUCCAUGCAGUGGAUCCGAACUCACCUCUCUCUGAGUCCCAAGCCCAGGUCCAAGUGCGCUCCACACUACUGCCACCCCACGUUGUCCCACGAGCUUGUCUACACGCACACGGACAGGCUAACCGUGGAGGGUUUUCCAGGACUCUGCCCUCCGCUGGAAUCUGGCCACCGCUCCUUGCCCCCUUCCCCACGCCAGCGGCAUGCAGCCCACACCCCGCCCUGCACUCCGAAUAUAAUCGCCACCAUGACCGCUCCAGGGACGCCGCCAGUCCGGAGGAGGAACAAAGUGAGACCCCCGGGCACACCGCCUCCUUCGUCUCGGAAGCUGAUCCACCUCUUCCCGGGCUUCACCGUCUUGCACCGGAGCAAGUCUCACGAGUUCCAGCUGGGCAAUCGGGUGGACGAGUCUCACACCCCCAAGGUCAAGAAGAAGGACAAGCCCCUGAACCUCAAGAUUCACAACAGUGUGGGGAGCUGUGAGAACAUCCCUGCUCAGCGCUCUCCUCUCCUGUCUGAACGAUCCUUGCGGUCCUUUUUCGUCGGGCACCCUCCCUUCCUCCCUUCCACUCCUCCGGUCCAUACGGAUGGCACGUUCUCCACAAAUACGCUCUCAGUACCUCGCUGGUCCCCCCAAAUUCCUCGACGGGAUCUUGGAAACUCAAUCAAACACAGGUUUUCCACAAAGUAUUGGAUGUCCCAGACGUGCACUGUCUGCGGGAAAGGAAUGUUGUUUGGGCUGAAAUGUAAAAACUGCAAGCUAAAGUGCCACAACAAAUGUACCAAAGAGGCCCCACCUUGUCAUCUGCUGAUCAUCCACCGUGGAGGUAAGACAAGAUUAGUCCGGACAGAAUCCGUGCCAUGUGACAUCAACAAUCCUCUGCGGAAACCCCCCAGAUAUUCAGACCUGCCCAUCAGCCAGACGCUCCCCAAAACCAACAAAAUCAACAAGGAUCACAUUCCAGUGCCCUACCAGCCUGAUUCCAGCAGCAAUCCCUCCUCCACCACAUCGUCCACUCCUUCUUCACCAGCUCCUCCCCUGCCACCCAGCGCCACGCCACCUUCGCCCUUGCACCCCUCCCCGCAGUGCACGCGGCAACAAAAACAGUUCAAUUUGCCAGCUUCUCACUAUUACACGUACAAGCAGCAAUUCAUUUUUCCAGAUGUUGUGCCUGAGCUGCCCACCCGACCACCUCAAGUUGUCCUCCAUCCCGUGAAUUCAGACCCAAUCCGAGAAGGGAAUCCAGUACUUCAAAUUGAAGUGGAGCCAACCUCUGAGACCGAGCAGGGAAACGAUGAGGAAUCCGAGGACGACUUUGAGGAGAUGAAUCUUUCCCUCCUCUCAGCUCGCAACUUCCCCCGGAAAGCCAGCCAGACCAGCAUCUUUCUGCAGGAGUGGGACAUUCCCUUCGAGCAGCUGGAGAUCGGAGAGCUGAUCGGCAAGGGCCGCUUCGGGCAGGUGUUCCACGGCCGCUGGCACGGCGAGAUAGCCAUCCGCCUCAUCGACAUUGAGCGGGACAACGAGGACCAGCUGAAGGCCUUCAAGCGGGAAGUGAUGGCUUACCGGCAGACGCGGCAUGAGAACGUGGUGCUGUUCAUGGGGGCCUGCAUGAGCCCUCCCCACCUGGCCAUCAUCACUAGGUAA